Lachnellula hyalina is the source of this 1830-nucleotide messenger RNA. RefSeq names its product putative FAD-binding protein. The coding region runs from base 1 to 1830 and encodes 609 amino acids. Gene Ontology annotation, molecular function: FMN binding; flavin adenine dinucleotide binding; [methionine synthase] reductase (NADPH) activity. Gene Ontology annotation, cellular component: cytosol. Gene Ontology annotation, biological process: homocysteine metabolic process. The transcript has a single exon. NCBI's taxonomy places the organism in Eukaryota, Fungi, Ascomycota, Leotiomycetes, Helotiales, Lachnaceae. The record is from RefSeq and is a predicted model, not a curated record.
AUGAAUGUCUCCCGACCCCACCAGUUCUUACGCACCGCGACAACCUCGCACUGCAUUCCCGAAGAGCCCAUGGCUUCUUCAUUGCCCAAGUCCACGGCUCCGUCACUCACCUACUCUUCUUCUUCCGACGAACCAGAAGAGCCGCCCAUCCGCCCACGACGCGCCUCCACAAAAUUGAUCUCACAAAGUGCCGCAGAUGUACAAAGGCUCAUUGGUGAGCCUGGCACGAGGCUGAUUGAGAAGUGCUGUGGAGGAGGCUGUUGCAUGACUGCCGCAAAGACCGACAAACUCACAUUCCAACGAGUCCCUCUUCCCGACAACGACGCCUUCCGAGCCUUGCAAUUGAAGGUGGGAUUAGUCCCUACAACAUUUUCCAAUCUACCGGAACUGCCACCAAAAACUUACUCCCUCGAGCCGGUCAAGAAUGCUGCUGCCGUUACUCCAGCAGUGGACUCGAUUUCUGCAGGCGAAGCAAAAGACAAUUCAAUUGAUUUUACCCCACAUCCGGUCGAUCCUCCGAAAGUCGAUACCUCGAUCCAUCCACCCAACUUUGUGCAGCCACACCCUCCCUACAAUUGCUACUCUGCGAAGAUCUUCACUGCUCGGGAGCUUACAAGACCGGGUGCUGAGAAGAGAACAUACCAUUUUGAUCUCGAUGUCACAGAUUACCCCGAGGAAUUAGGCGUUGAUUUCAAAGUUGGAGGGGCGAUUGGGGUAAUGGCACCUAAUGAAGACGCACUGGUAGACGAACUACUAGAUCAACUUCUUGUUCCGCGAUACCUACGUGAUCGUCCAGUUCUGCUAAAGACAGAGGGUGGUCGCUGGCCUACAGUCUGGGGCGCGGAAGAAGCACGAGAAAUUAUCACUACACGACGAGAUCUCCUAACUUGGUGCAGCGAUAUCCAAUCCUACCCUCCUACCAAGCCUCUCCUCCGCCUGUUGGCCGAAUACGCUUCCAAUCCGAAUGAGAAGAAGAUCCUGCUGUAUCUGUGCAGUGGCGAAGGACAAAAUGUAUUUUGUGAUUUCCGAACAGGACCACAUGUUACCAUGAGCCAACUCCUUCACGCCUUCCCAAGCAGCAAGCCACCUCUCGACCACCUGCUAUCGCACCUCCAGCAACUUAUGCCAAGAUUCUACUCUCUCUCCAACGACCCACACGACUCCUGUGUCCCUAGAGCCGGCUGCUCCCGUCUCGUUGAGAUUGCCGUCACCGUCCACGAAACACCCAACUGGACAGGUGAAGAACGUACCGGACUUGGAAGUGGAUUCUUCGAACGUCAAGCCAGAAAGUUCAUCGAGGCAGAGAAGAGAGGCGAGAAACCUGACCUUAGAAUCCCCAUGUUCAAAGGCCUCAUGGCGAACCCACUCGCCAAGGAAUUUGUCUCCGAUGGUCCUAUGCUGCUCAUCGGUGCCGGUGUAGGUGUAGCUCCAUUCCGAGGCUUCGUUCAGAGACGUCUGAAGAACGCAAAUUGUGCAAAUAAGGUCUGGGUUCUUCAAGGCGUGCGAGAUUCGCUACUGGAUGAGCUGUAUUCCGGCGAAUGGGGCGUGCAUGAGGAUGAGGUUAAGAAAGUGGUACAGAGUCGAAAGGGCGAGGGCAAGGGAAAAUAUGUUCAAGAUGAAGUACGCGCACAAGCCGAUCUUGUCUGGUUCAUCAUCAAUAGUUUGGAUGGGCGAGUCUUCGUCUGUGGUUCCAGCAAAGGCAUGGGCGAAGGUGUUGAGGAGGCCCUGCUUGAUGUGGCGAUGAUGAACGGGAAUGUCAGUCGGGAGGAGGCGAGGGAGUUUUGGGCAUUGAAAAAGGAAGCUGGACAGUAUAUUGCCGAGACGUGGUGA